GCCUUUGUAAUGCCAUGGCACUGCAGCGAGCUUUUGUUCUUGUGCAGAUAAGGCACCUGCGUGUCUUGCCGUUGUUUGUGUACGUACACUUACUCUGCAAUUAGUUGACAUAAUCUUAGAAUUACCGACAACUCGGCGUCAAGGCGCAUAAAGGGUGCGUGAACUUUUAGACCUCCAUAGACAUUCCUUUGCUUUCAGCUUGUUGGUUGCUGGCCGAAGGAAUGACAUUAGCAAUCAAGACAUCUGACCACGCAAUACAAUAUGAUGGCGAACAUAAACGUAGCAACCGAUGGUUCUUCGCACUUGGUUGGGGAGUGCCUGUUAUAUUUGCUGGGUUUGCGAUAGUGUAUGGUUUGCUGACAGGAACCUACUUGGAGGAAAGUCUACCGUUCAAAGAGGGAAUUGUUACGUCGUUUAAGUACAAAUACGAGCACUGCUGGCUUGUACCUCAGACGACAAUCUUCUGGUCUACUGUCAUCGGUCCAACAGCUUUUAUAUUGGCCGUUAAUCUGCUCAUAUUGCUUCGCGUUAGCAGGUUCGUCUAUCUGAUGCAUGUUAAUGAAGUCAAAAUGCGACCAGGUCAACCGAGAGAGGGAGCUAGAGAGGUGUUCCAACAGCUUAAACGAACGAUACGACUCAUUGUUGUACUCGUGUUCACACUAGGAAUGCCUCUGGUCAUUGGAUACCUGGUCGGUAUCGGUUAUACAUCAACAGUGUUCAUGUACAUCAAUGUUGUGGUGAAUGGAUUGCAAGGAGUUGUCGUUUUCAUCGUCUACCUUGUGGCUGUUAAAGAUAUUCGGCAGAUGGUGACAAGAAAAGUUGCCCAGUCGUUUGAAAUGACUGAAUUGAUCUGAUCAAACUUUUUCGACACAUUGUGUACGACAGCUUGUUUAAGACCCUUGAAUAUUGGGUGCAAUUAACAGU
Molecule: messenger RNA, 924 nt
Organism: Ciona intestinalis (vase tunicate)
Lineage: Eukaryota; Metazoa; Chordata; Ascidiacea; Phlebobranchia; Cionidae
Product: adhesion G protein-coupled receptor D2-like
Biological process (GO): cell surface receptor signaling pathway; G protein-coupled receptor signaling pathway
Cellular component (GO): plasma membrane
Molecular function (GO): G protein-coupled receptor activity
Source: RefSeq, a predicted model, not a curated record